Molecule: messenger RNA, 1635 nt
Organism: Trichosporon asahii var. asahii CBS 2479
Lineage: Eukaryota; Fungi; Basidiomycota; Tremellomycetes; Trichosporonales; Trichosporonaceae
Exons: 2
Coding region: 1-1635 (544 amino acids)
Biological process (GO): transmembrane transport
Cellular component (GO): membrane
Molecular function (GO): transmembrane transporter activity
Source: RefSeq, a predicted model, not a curated record
AUGGAGGAGACAACCCUCAAGGAGAAGAGAGACGUCGUGCAGGUCGAGUCUGUCGACGCUGAGGCGCACUCCCUCGAGGAGAUGGGCUACAAGCAGGAGCUCAAUCGCAACCUGGGCAUGGUUGCGAUCCUCGGUCUGAGUUUCGCGAUCAUGCUGCUCGGUGUUCCCAACGUCCGGAGGAGUAUACUAUUGGUCUGCAAUGCUGUCAACGCCGAAGUACAGCGCGAUGGCGUCGUAUUUGACGGGCUGGCUCGGUCUCGUCGGCAACUGGACGGUGACGGCGUCGAUCGUGUUCGGCGGCUCGCAGCUUCUUCUCGCGGCCGGCACGCUAUACCACCCCGACUACGUUCCGACGGCAUGGCAGACCUGCCUCGUGUACUGGGUCUCGCUGAUCUUCGUCCUCCUCAUCAACCUGUUCUUCAACCGGUGAGUAAGCGUGGUGCUCGGUGCCCCGUGGCGGCCUUCUCCACUGGACUACCCACUGCCCGCCCCGACCCCCGCAGCACGGGCGAGCUAGGUGGCCCAGGUGGGACGGGACUCCGCUCGGUGGCGCCGUCGUCUGACGUUGAUAGGCCCCCCGCUGACCCCAGCCACCUCGAGUUCCUGAACACGCUCUGCCUGUACUGGACUGGCGCCGGCGUGAUUGCCAUCGUCGUCAGUCUCCUGGUCAAGGCUCCCUCGCGCAACUCGGGUGCCUACGCGUUCGGCCACUUUGAUGCCUCCGCGUCCGGCUGGCCCGUGGGCUGGUCCUUCUUCAUCGGCCUGCUGCAGGCCGCCUACACGCAGACCGGCUACGGCAUGGUCGCAGCGCUGUGUGAGGAGGUGCACAACCCGCGCCACGAGGUGCCGCGCGCGAUGGUGCUGUCGGUCGUCGCGGCCGCAAUCACGGGCAUCGUGUACCUGCUCCCCAUCCUCUUCGUGCUCCGGGACACGGACGAGCUGCUCGAGAUCGCUGGCGCGGGUCUCCAGCCCAUGCCGACACUCUACAAGAAGGUGAUGGGUACGCCCGGCGGCGCCCUCGGUCUUCUCUUCAUCAUCCUCGGAAUCUGGUUCUUCGCCAGCGUCGGCAGCAUGACCGCCGCCCUGAGAUGUACGUGGGCAUUCUCCCGCGACGGCGGUAUCCCGGGGAGCAAGUGGUGGAGGCGUGUGAACCGCCGCUUCGACGUGCCCCUCAACGCGCUCAUUCUGUCCACGAUCGUGUGCGCUCUCCUCGGCCUGAUCUACCUCGGCUCCACCGCCGCCUUCUCUGCAUUCACGAACACGGCGACCAUCUGUCUCGGGUGCUCGUACGCGUUCCCCGUGCUCUGCUCCCUUCUCCGCGGCCGCAAGCUCGUGCGCAACGCGCCCUUCUCGCUCGGCAGGUUCGGGUACGCGAUCAACUCGGUGUGCUGCGUCUGGAUCACGUUCAGCAUUGUCCUUUUCUGCUUCCCGACCGCCAUCCCCGUCACGCCCGAGAGCAUGAACUACGCGUCUGUCGUGUUCGCGGGCUUCUCGACGAUCGCCGCAAUCUGGUACCUUGUCAACGCGAGGAAGUACUACAAGGGCCCCGUCGUGCUCCAGGCUCGUAGGGAGAGCGUGGCGGCCGGGGAGAUUGUUCAGCAGAUCUCGAGGCAGAGCAGUGAUGAGAAGGCGUGA